This is a messenger RNA of Spinacia oleracea (spinach), 1495 nucleotides long. Its product is annotated as porphobilinogen deaminase, chloroplastic. Gene Ontology annotation, cellular component: cytoplasm. NCBI's taxonomy places the organism in Eukaryota, Viridiplantae, Streptophyta, Magnoliopsida, Caryophyllales, Amaranthaceae. The record is from RefSeq and is a predicted model, not a curated record. The transcript is spliced from 5 exons. Bases 122 to 1201 code for a protein of 359 amino acids. Gene Ontology annotation, molecular function: hydroxymethylbilane synthase activity. Gene Ontology annotation, biological process: heme biosynthetic process.
UGAUUCUCAAGAUCAAAGUCCUUAUCUCUUCUAUCAUCAAACCAAAUCCAACUGCUCUCAUUUCUCUCUCUCCUCCUUUUCUUCCUUUCUAAACUUCAAUUCAAUUCUACAAGCUGCAACAAUGGAGGCAUUAGCAGGUUCAAGAUUCUAUUUUCCUUGCGUAAAACCCCCAACGAUUAACCAUCAUCAAAUCAGAAGAACACAAAGGUUAAUGAUUACUAGAGCUUCCAUUGCUGUUGAGCAAAAAAACCCAGAAACCAAAGUUGCUCUUGUUAGAAUUGGCACUCGAGGAAGUCCAUUAGCACUUGCUCAAGCUUAUGAAACAAAAUCCAAGCUCAUUGCAGCGCAUGAGGAGCUGGCCGAGGAUGGAGCGAUUGAAAUCGUAAUAAUAAAAACAACUGGUGAUAAAAUACUAAGUCAACCACUGGCAGACAUUGGUGGGAAGGGAUUGUUUACAAAAGAAAUAGAUGAGGCCCUGUUGAAUAAUGAGAUUGAUAUUGCUGUCCACUCCAUGAAGGAUGUUCCCACAUAUUUGCCAGACAAGAUUUUCCUGCCUUGCAACCUUGAGCGUGAGGAUGUUCGUGAUGCCUUCAUUUCCACCACCGCAGCUUCUCUUGCAGACCUUCCUGAUGGUAGUGUUGUUGGUACUGCGUCACUGAGAAGGAAAUCUCAAUUAUUACAUAGAUAUCCAUCCCUCAAAGUACAGGAUAACUUCCGUGGAAAUGUGCAGACACGGCUAAGAAAACUUAAUGAAGGGAUAGUGCAAGCUACAUUAUUGGCACUGGCUGGACUAAAGCGUUUAGACAUGACUGAGAAUGUUUCUUCUGUUCUUUCGAUUGACGAUAUGCUUCCAGCUGUUGCUCAAGGGGCAAUUGGAAUUGCUUGUCUGAAUGAUGAUGACAAGAUGGUAAACUACCUAGCCUCAUUAAAUCACGAGGAAACUCGGUUAGCAAUUUCUUGCGAGAGAGCAUUCCUCGAGACCUUGGACGGGUCUUGUCGUACCCCUAUUGCUGGUUAUGCUUGCAGAGAUGAAAAUGGGGACUGCUUUUUCAGGGGACUUGUAGCUUCAACUGAUGGAAAGAAAGUAAUAGAGACUUCUCGAAGGGGACCAUAUGCUUUCGACGAUAUGGUAUCAAUGGGAAGAGAUGCUGGGAAGGAGCUUCUUUCAAAGGCUGGUCCUGGUUUUUUUGAUCCGAGAUAAUUUUCUGAAGUAAAGCAAUGUACAAGAGUAAACUCGAUUUCUGGUCUCCAAUGAGCCCCCGAUCUUGUUGUAAGAGUAACACGGUGUUUGUAUCGUAGCGUUAGCAUGGUGUUUUGUAUUGUAGCAAUAAUAAGAGCAUGGUGAUUUUCUUUAGGCUUCUUUAGAUUUAGGAUUUGCAUCUUUCUAUAUGAUGAAAUACAAUUUCUAAUCCCAUCUAUCUGUUCUUUUAGUUUGUAUGAUUUUGUCAUUUGUCGAUUUGAUUUGAAUUGAUGAGUUCAAUUUUGGUCUUUAUCA